AUGGACACCAAUCAAAGCACGCCUUCGUUAAUUGGUACCUCGAUUAGAGGAGCCAUUGACACCCCAGACCGGGAAUUGUUUGAUAAGGAACCUCCAUCAGGAACCCUGUCACCUUCCAAGACUCGUCACUCAAAGAGUCUGACAGGCACUCUGUCUCCUUCAUAUGUUACUGUCAAUCAACUCAAAGAGGGAGGUGCUCUUUUGAACGAUGGUUAUACCGAACAGCUGAAUUCUGUCAUGGAUGGAGAGGGGCAUAUCAAAGAAGACGCGUUGGACUUGAAACAGAAACUGUAUCGAAACAAGGACGCCCAGAAUGUGUCUCGAGCUAAACUUGUCAGUCUCUCUGAAAUCAGCGCUAAUGAAGAGAAAUAUAAUCAGGAGUUUUAUGAUCCUGAAAUGCGUUAUGCUGCUCCAGCAUGCUCGUUAAGUGGGUCUCGAUCCAGAGCAAUGGAGUCAGACGAUAUAGAUAAGGACAAGGAAAGUCUCAUCUCGCGUGAAGCAACACCGAUGAAGUUUGAAUUAACUAAUUUUGAUUCGUCUUCUAGUCUGAGGCUAGGUGCUGGUGCAAGUAGACCACAUCUAGCCCGGGGAGACUCCUAUCAACAAGUUCAUCCAAGUGACUUCGGUCACAACGAAAGACUUCCCCGACAUGAGAGGACUCAGUCAUCAGUUUCCUCUUCCUCAAUUAACUAUUUGCGUUCACUUUCUAGAUCUAGAUCUAGAUUGAAUAGAUCUGCUCAUGGAGAUAUUGCCACCCAAGAGGAAUUGAAGGAGGAGGGUGUGUUGACAAAUGACCAAUACUCACCAAUGCCUGAAUUAACAGAGGCAGUCGAUGAAGCACUAAAACCGGUUGAUGGGCAUGUGGAUAUAGAAGAUGAGGAUGAGAAUGAGGGUUCUGAAAGUGAUGAUCAAACGGAGGAAGAAACGGAGAAAGCCAGCCUACAGGAAGGUGAGCCGGAACUAGGCGACCAAAAAGGGACUAAUCCUGUAAAAGACGAAAAUCCUGCAUCGAAGACUGGAACGUUUUUCUUGGAAGAGAGUAGUUCAGAGAGCACUCAAGUAGCAGACAGUUCCUCCAAGGCAACAGAGGCUAAGAAAGAGGAUGUUGCUGGAUCUGAAACGAAAGUUGCGCCUUCUGAUCAAAUUUCAGACAAACAACCUUCAGAGAUUUUUAAAACCACUGAUGCCACAUCGGAGGCGGUGGCAGAGGAAACUAAGCAUAUCAGUGAAUCUAAAGUAACUUCCACAGACGACUUGGAUGACCUCAUGAAUGAGUUGGAAUUAGAAAUUCAGGGGGAUGACUCCCACCCUUUGAAGGGCUCUUUAUCCACCUCAAAAGCUGAAGGUGACGAUUCAGCGUAUGUUCCACAAAACACCAUGGCUUUCGAAAACGAGCCAGUUUAUUUAUUUACAUCUCUUGCCGGAGGGUUCCAGGUGGCUUCCCGUACCAAUAGGUUGCAAACUAUAUUAGCUGCUAAUCAAGUCGCUUUCCAAAUGAGAGAUCUUGGCACAGACGAGGAGGCUCGCAAAGUUUGGAAGCGUUAUUCCUCUGGCAAGUCUCUUCCGGGAAUCGUCCGCGGUAAGGACGAUUUUAUUGGCAACUGGGAAGACAUAGAAGAAGCCAAUGAGAACUACGAAGUGCGCAGUUUAAUCUACGAAACUGUCUAG
Molecule: messenger RNA, 1668 nt
Organism: Komagataella phaffii GS115
Lineage: Eukaryota; Fungi; Ascomycota; Pichiomycetes; Pichiales; Pichiaceae
Exons: 1
Coding region: 1-1668 (555 amino acids)
Source: RefSeq, a predicted model, not a curated record